Molecule: messenger RNA, 2085 nt
Organism: Phlebotomus papatasi
Lineage: Eukaryota; Metazoa; Arthropoda; Insecta; Diptera; Psychodidae
Product: phospholipase B1, membrane-associated-like
Exons: 6
Coding region: 695-2005 (436 amino acids)
Biological process (GO): phospholipid metabolic process
Molecular function (GO): glycerophospholipase activity
Source: RefSeq, a predicted model, not a curated record
UUUCCCUCAUUUUCCCCCCAGAAAAGAUGAAAAGAUCACGAGAGGUGACAAAUGUUGGGGCUCCCAGUCGUUUUUCAUCUUCCACCGACCAUUGGCUAUUAUGGCCAUGAGGAGGUCACACCAUCUCCUCUUGAGGAGCAUCUUGUGCAAAGUGCUAUCAUUCUUGUGUGGAAAUCCUUGGAAUUAUUGAAGUAUUCGGCAAAAAGCAGAAGAGGAUAUUGCACGGUAAAGACGGAAGUUUCAUUUGAGUCUUCCUGGAGAUGGGUGUUUGAAGAUCAGCUGAAAAUGGUCAUUGAGAUGUCUUUUUGCGAAGCACACGCAGUUUUGUCGCGAGACAGAAAUGUGCGCAAAUUGUCAAGAUGCCAAUGGAGAGCUGAGGAUCUCAUGCUGAGAGGUGGCUUGAGGCCCCAAAGAGGGUGAUGGGGACCUGCGUGCCUCUAUUUUUGUCCCAACAAUCACCAUCUUCGGGAUAAUUAAUUCUCCUAUGUGAUCUCAACAAUUAAAGACGAUUGUCGGUUGCCCCGACACACUCAUUCACUAUCUCAUGUGAAGAGCCCUGGGAUUGUGUCUCUGGCGCAUCGCGAACUCUAUUUUUGCAUCCCAACAUGCAUCUCUGCAACCUUCAUGUCGACAGUGCCCUAAGCUGGUGAAUGUGAGACCGGAUUCUCUGUUGGGUCCAGUGAUUUUGGUCAGUAUGAUGAAUGCUGUUUGUGUCCUUAUCAUUUUGGUCGGUUCAAUUAAUGGGCAAUUGCUGGCUCCAAAUAGUCAUCAGAAUGUUAUAAGUCGUACGAGUGGGAAUUUGCUGAGGAAUAUCACAGGAACGCAGAUAUACAAAGAUACCAUUGUGACCAGUCCAUUGGACGCUUCACUGCCCAUUAGAAUGUUCUAUCGAGGUUUCCGGGAGGUAUACAGUCGCCUCCUUGGGGAAACUGGUCAGAGGGAUUCCGGAGAUUCUUUCCAGCGUCAUGUUGCCCCGUCGAAAGCUUUCCCAUGUCCUCUGGAUGGUUUCCGGAGUCCCAGCCCGCCAGAGAGUGUUCAUCAGCUGCGUCCAGGUGAUAUUGAUAUAAUAGCAGCAGUUGGGGAUUCUCUAACAACAGCCACUGCUGCCAAUUCGAGAGCAUUGUGGGAGGUGAUGGUGGAGAAUAGGGGAGUGUCGUGGUCAAUUGGGGGUCAAGGGACAUGGCGCACACAUCUGACACUCCCUAACAUCAUCAAGGAGUUCAAUUCCCAUCUCUUUGGGUAUUCUCUCAGUGAUUCGUACAAUGUACACCGGAAGGCUCAGUUCAAUGUGGCUGAAAAUAUUGCCACAACGAGCGAUAUGCCGUACAAUGCAAAAAAACUGGUCAGACGCAUGAGGCUGGACUCCAGAGUCAACAUGACGCAUCACUGGAAGAUCCUUACUUACAUGAUUGGCGGAAAUGACUUCUGCUCAGAUGUAUGCUAUCAGACAAAUGCCACGCAAUGGAUUAAUGAGAUGCAGGAGAAAUAUCUGAUAGAAUCUCUGAGGUAUUUGAGGGACAAUCUCCCACGGACUCUUGUAAAUCUGGUCCCAUCCCCUUUGAUCAGUCUGUCUUUCUCAAUGGAUCGCGUUCAAACUCCUUUUUCUUGCUCCCUGACCCGUCCAAUUGAGUGCUCUUGCCUGUUUGGACCCUCUUAUUCACGAGACAGGAAGCUCUUUAGAUCCCUGGAGAGGAAGUUUGUCAAAAUCAUGGAGAGAGUGAGCUUCCUGGCAGAACUUCACACCAAGGACUUUACUGUGGUCUAUCAACCAUUCUUCAAGGAUGCUUCUGUGUUCUACCGAGGAUCCAAACAAUCCGAUAUGAACCUAAUGUCCAUUGAUUGUGUCCAUUUGAGUCAAAAAGGUCAUGCUGUAAGUGCAAAUGGACUGUGGAACAAUAUGAUGGAACCCGUAGGGCAGAAAUCAUCAGGAUUUACCCCUCUGUUCCAGGACUUCAAAUGCCCAACCACUCAGAAACCUUUUAUAUUUACAAACGCCAAUAGUUGAUGUUGAACUUAUCAUUAAGAUUUGUUUUUUAUUGCAUAUUUACAAAAAAAAAUACAUUGGAUUAUGUACAAUCAAGUCUU